AAAAAUUAACAAGUCCCCAAAUAAAAACAAUCAUUUCCAUUUUCCCUCAGGCGACUAUAAAAUCUCCAUCCUCCGAUCCUCUCUUAUUAUUGUCUAUUCUCAAACAUUAUAAUUUACAAUAAUAUGGAUGAAGCCAUCUUCAAGAUGCUCGCCGGGAACCCCACCGACUUCUCCGCCGCCCCCGCGGCUCCCACCCCUCCGCUUUCCCGGAGGUGCACCUCCGUCAGGAGGGCCAACCGGGACGGUAGCUCCACCGUCGUCGGGGGAGUGAAAUACCGCGGCGUCCGCCGACGCCCGUGGGGCCGCUUUGCGGCUGAGAUCCGAGACCCCAUUUCGAAGGAGAGGCGGUGGCUCGGGACCUAUGACACGGCCGAGGAGGCCGCCUGCGCGUACGACGCGGCGGCCAGGGCCAUGCGGGGGGCGAGGGCGAGGACCAACUUCUUCUACCCGCCGUCUCCCCCGCCGCCCCUGCAUUCCGCCUUCCUUCACCGCCCCAUGCUGACGUCACUGAACAGCGACGUCAGCAUGGACUCAUACCCUAUUAAUAACACUCCAUCUCCAUAUUUCUUGAGUCAAAUCUCUUCUUCGUCGUCACACUCCGGCAACAAUUCCAUUUAUACCCCUCCGACAUGCACGGCGUCGCCUCCCUCCCCGAAACCUCCGACGACGACGACGUUCGAUCAGAGCGAAGAGAUAUUCAGCUCCGGCUCGGAUUUCUUUCAAUCUCCGCCGUCCAAAUCCGGCCUUUUAGAAGACGUGGUUAACGCCUUCCUCCCGAAACCUCAGCCGUCGAAAUCCGGGCUUUUAGAAGACAUUGUUGUUAGCGGCUACCUCCCAAAAUCUCAGCCGUCGCCGCCUCUAUCCGCCGGUGACGGUUGUGAUCAAAAUGGUGUUUUAGUUGGGGUCACCGGCGAUCAUUUCGAGGGAGGAGAUUUUCGGAGUUUCAGUUACGAUACGGCGCCGUUUCAUUUUUCCGGUGAGUUCCCGGCGUGGAGCGGCGGCGAAGGAGGUGUUUGGGAUUAUUUAACUGGGAAGCAACAGCAUAUAUAAAUAUAUAAUACUUUUAUUAAUAACUACUAAAUAAUGGU
This is a messenger RNA of Cuscuta campestris, 1088 nucleotides long. NCBI's taxonomy places the organism in Eukaryota, Viridiplantae, Streptophyta, Magnoliopsida, Solanales, Convolvulaceae. The record is from the annotation of a GenBank genome assembly.